Venustampulla echinocandica is the source of this 783-nucleotide messenger RNA. RefSeq names its product Ubiquitin carboxyl-terminal hydrolase. The record is from RefSeq and is a predicted model, not a curated record. Gene Ontology annotation, biological process: protein deubiquitination; ubiquitin-dependent protein catabolic process. Gene Ontology annotation, cellular component: cytoplasm. NCBI's taxonomy places the organism in Eukaryota, Fungi, Ascomycota, Leotiomycetes, Helotiales, Pleuroascaceae. The coding region runs from base 1 to 783 and encodes 260 amino acids. The transcript has 3 exons. Gene Ontology annotation, molecular function: cysteine-type deubiquitinase activity.
AUGGCUGGACUAUCAGAACCCGUUGCGUCGGCACCUAACGAGAGCCCAGAUGUUCCAGCUUCUCGAAAGGCCUUUGUGCCACUGGAAAACAAUCCCGAAGUAAUGAGUUCUCUGGUCCAUAAACUCGGCCUCUCCUCAGCGCUCUCGUUCCACGAUGUCUUCAGCAUCGAUGACCCCGAGCUUCUCGCUUUCGUACCCCGCCCCGCCAGCGCCCUCCUUCUCGUUUUCCCCAUCAGUAAAUCCUACGAAACAUUCAGGGUACAGGAGGAUGCCGAUAGCAAAGCAUACGAGGGAAAGGGUCCACAGGAGCCUGUGAUUUGGUAUAAGCAAACUAUCAGGAAUGCUUGUGGGCUGAUUGGAAUUUUGCAUGCUGUUAGUAACGGCAGUGCUAAGAACUUUAUUGAAUCGGGCUCAGACCUCGACAAGUUGGUCCAAGAUGCUACACCUUUAGCUCCCAUAGACCGCGCCGAUUUGCUCUACAACUCGCAAGCUCUCGAGAGAGCACAUCAGGGUGCUGCAGCUGGGGGACAGAGUAAUGCACCAGCCGCCGAGGACGAUAUCGACCUACACUACGUGUGCUUUGUGAAAGACGAUAAGAACGACUUAUGGGAGUUGGAUGGAAGGAGAAAGGGGCCCCUCAACAGAGGAAACCUUGGCGAUGAAGAUGCACUGAGCGAGAAGGCUCUUGAUCUAGGAGUGCGGCAGUUUUUGAAACGGGAAGCGGAAUCUGGAGGCGGAGAGUUGAGAUUCAGCUUGAUUUCCUUAGCUCCAAGUUUGGAAUAG